AUGGAGGCAUUCUUUGUGCGCAGAGAUCAGCUAUCAGUGGAACAGGACUGUUUGACAUGGGGCUACAGGGUCAUUAUCCCGAGGAGCUUGCAGCCUGCCGUGCUGUCGCUAUUGCACGAAGCUCAUCCAAGCAUGACGCGGAUGAAGAUGUUAGCGAGGUCAUAUGUUUGGUGGCCUGGUCUAGACAAAGAUCUAGAGAGCACAGUACGGAGCUGCAAAAUCUGUCAAAGUGUUCUUCCGGCAAAGACUGUUGGUCCUUUGCAGCCCUGGUCAUACCCGACAAGAGUUCGGCAACGUGUACAUGUGGACUAUGCUCUCAAGGACGGCGUAAAUUUGCUGGUGCUGGUCGACGCCUACUCGAAAUGGGUUGAGGUUUUCUGUAUGAAUACAACGACUACUACAAGCACACUGAAGAGGUUGGACGCCCUUUUUGCAUCCUAUGGUUACCCUGAAGAAUUGGUAACAGACAACGGGCCACAGUUCGCCUCUGAGGAAUUUCAAGAGUUCCUGCGACAGCGAGGAAUCAGACAUACUCGAACACCUCCAUACCACGCUGCUUCCAACGGAGCUGCAGAGAGACUGGUGAGGACCACCAAGACUGCGCUCUUCAAGGAAGUUCUGGAAGACAGGAUAAUGGGAGCGAAGCGUACAGUACAAGAGCGCAUCAACGACGAUGUCCUACCGAAACACGCCAAAUUCGGUAACGGCAAAGGCUCCAGCGGAGCUUUUCCUGAAGCGGUUGCCCCGCAUUAG
Ornithodoros turicata is the source of this 753-nucleotide messenger RNA. RefSeq lists its product as uncharacterized. The record is from RefSeq and is a predicted model, not a curated record. Gene Ontology annotation, biological process: DNA integration. Gene Ontology annotation, molecular function: nucleic acid binding. The transcript has a single exon. NCBI's taxonomy places the organism in Eukaryota, Metazoa, Arthropoda, Arachnida, Ixodida, Argasidae. The coding region runs from base 1 to 753 and encodes 250 amino acids.